Molecule: messenger RNA, 1722 nt
Organism: Plasmodium cynomolgi strain B
Lineage: Eukaryota; Apicomplexa; Aconoidasida; Haemosporida; Plasmodiidae
Exons: 2
Coding region: 1-1722 (573 amino acids)
Biological process (GO): maturation of LSU-rRNA from tricistronic rRNA transcript (SSU-rRNA, 5.8S rRNA, LSU-rRNA); snoRNA localization; box C/D snoRNP assembly
Cellular component (GO): nucleus; pre-snoRNP complex
Source: RefSeq, a predicted model, not a curated record
AUGCGUCCCCUGGAGGAGGACUACGUGAACCAUGCGAAUGGUAACUUUGCCAUUACGAUGAACGAAUAUAACUGUGGCAGUGAGGGGGGAGCUACCACGCAGAGUAGGGAGGAAGCGUACAGCUCAGGUCUACCCCCCACUGCUGGACGAAGGAUUGAUGAAGCGGACAUCCCAUUUGAUGGGACCCAUACAGAGGGAAGGAGCGCCAACUCGCAGCACCCCUGCUACUGUGAACAAGGGAACCUCCGCAAGGGACAAAAAAGAAAGUGGACUCAGGUACCUCCGGGGUGGGUCCCCACAGAAGAGGAGGCCUCCACCAGCGACAGUGACUGCGUCAAGGGGGGGCAGCAGGAGGAGCACGAGGAAGAAGAAGGAGCAGAAGAAGAAACCCACGCAGAAACCGACGCAGAAGCCGGCGCAGAAGAACCCCUGAGCCAAUUCACCCACGCCAAAAGGCAAAGGCGCAAAUCGUACGACGAAAUAAACUGCAACAUAUUGAAAGAGGCAGCUGAGUAUUUUAAAAAUUGCAGAGAGGCAAGGACGGGAGCCGACUCGGAAGAUGAAGAAGAAGAAAAAGGCGGAGUAGACGGAGCAGACGAAGUGACGAAUGAUCUACAAGCGACCCCGGGGGAAAGGCCCCCAAGCGGACAGCUCUGCUGUGUCUGCCGGAUUAACCAACACAAAUACAAAUGCCCCUUCUGUGAAGCGCUCUCCUGUUCACUAACCUGUGCAAAGGAACACAAAAAAUUAAAAAAAUGUAAAAAUAAAUUAAAAAAAAAUCUGAAAGUAAAAAAAGUGGCAAAAAAAAACCUCGACGAAAGUAUGCUACACAGAGACUACAUAUUCCUUCAUGGAGUGGAAUCAAUUCUUCAUGGAAACUACCGAUUCUUGAGGAUAAAAGAAUGUGAAACGACCAACAUAUGGCUCAACAGUUAUAGCAAGUUAACUAGUAUGUUGAAAAAAAGAAAAAUUUUUUUACUCAAGGCACCUCUGUACACCAAGCUGCAUCAAGGAAAUAAAACGACCAUUCGACAUGACAACAUUUUUUGGAUGGUAAAAGCUACCCUCGUGAAUGACAGCCUUUUUGUGACUCACCAGGAGGUCAGUGAAGACACGCCCCUUUUACAGCUCCUCAAUUUGUCUCUAGAAAAAGUGGAGAAAAGGAGAAAACCUCUCCGAGUUAACUACCUCGAUAAUUUGAAUUCCAUACGUGUAUCGCUCAACAGUGUUGAGCUGAACAAGGGGACCAAAAAGGGGGACUCCUUUUUUUCUGUUCCCCUCACACUUAGUGAAGUCCUUCGUGGUAAGGCAUUUUAUGAGUACCCCCACCUCAGCUUUGAAAUUGUUUUCCGGGAGGGGGUGCCCGUCGAGAAUCCCGCCUACGAGGCGGCCAGGCGCCGCCAACAGGGGGGGGCCCCUAAAGAGGGGCAGGCCAACCAGGGCAGUAACGAAGUGGGAGAGGAGGAGGGGCAGGCAAACCAGGGCAGUAACGAAGUGGGAGAGGAGGAAGAGCAGGCCAACCUGGGCAGUAAAGACCUAGCUGAGGAGGAGGGGCAGACAAAUGAGGACAAUAACGAAGUGGGGGAGCAGGGGCAGAGUAACCUUAUAGUUCAGGAGGACGUCCCCAGCCAAGCGGAUACUCCCACCGCCCCCACAUGUGAUACACAGACAAAGGGGAAAACACACGUGGAGGAACAAACCAACCCACCUCCGCAGGGUUGA